Messenger RNA from Trifolium pratense (red clover), 3221 nucleotides. RefSeq names its product receptor-like protein CLAVATA2. Lineage: Eukaryota; Viridiplantae; Streptophyta; Magnoliopsida; Fabales; Fabaceae. Bases 420 to 2567 code for a protein of 715 amino acids. Gene Ontology annotation, molecular function: protein binding. The transcript has a single exon. The record is from RefSeq and is a predicted model, not a curated record.
AGCCCCAGAAGAUUAUCAAAUUUACAAGUGUAGUUGUUCCAAGUUUUUACAAAACAUACAAGAGGAAAAGGAGAGAGAUUGCAAGAAAAAGGAAAAAAGACUAUAGAAAAGAGAAUAAAGAGAAGGAAGAAAACACUCCAAAGCCACUUUAUUGCUUUGAUCCAAUCUAAACCCACAUCUUGCACCCUCACUUUAUCUCUGUCCCACACAUCACCACUAACCUAAAACCAAUGUAAGUUGUUCUUGUUCUGUUCUUGUUCCUCUUUUUGUUCUGUCUUUUUUAUUUAUUUAUUUAUUUAUUGUGUUUUCCCCCUUCACACAUUCAAUCUAAAAUCUUCAAAUUCUUCACCCAAGUUCCUCUUUUUCAUCUUCCACUACUUCAAACUCUUCUCCCCCUUCUUAAAAAUCACACCUUUACCAUGCCCCUUUAUCGUUUUUGUCAUUCACUCACACUACUUUGUUUGAUUCUUCACUGUGUUACCUCUUCUCACUCAAUUGAUAUUCACCCACAAGACAAAAAAUCUCUUUUAUGGUUCAAAUCAUCACUGCAUGACCCUAACCAGAGUUUAUCCAACUGGGUAGGUUCCAAUUGCACUACAUGGGUUGGAAUCACAUGUGAAAACACUACUGGUAGAGUGAUUUCAAUCAACCUAAAUAGUAUGAAUUUGUCAGGUCAAAUUCACACCAAUUUUUGUAACCUUUUGUAUCUUAACAAGGUGGAUUUUUCACAUAACAAUUUCACAUGCCCUCUACCUUUUUGUUUUGGAAACUUACUUAACCUUAGUGUUAUUGAUCUUAGUCACAACAGGUUUCAUGGUGGAAUACCAAGCUCUUUCAUGAGGCUUAAGGUUCUCACUGAGCUUGUUUUGAAUGAUAAUCCACCUUUGGGAGGUUCAUUGCCUUUUUGGUUCGGUAACUUCUCUGUAAAUCUUGAAAGAAUCCAUCUUGGUUUCUGUUCAUUUAGUGGAGGUAUACCUGAAAGCUUGCUUUACUUGAAGUCCCUUAAGUAUUUGGACCUUGAAAACAAUCUAUUAUCUGGCAAUCUUGUUGAUUUUCAACAGCCUUUGGUUUUUCUCAAUCUUGCUUCCAAUCAGUUUACAGGUACUUUGCCUUGUUUUGCAGCUUCAGUUCAGUCCUUAACUGUGUUGAAUUUGUCUAACAAUUCUAUUGUUGGGGGUUUACCUGCUUGUAUUGCUUCUUUUCAAGCUUUGACUCAUUUGAACCUAUCAAGGAACCAUUUGAAAUAUAGAAUAUAUUCAAGGCUUGUGUUCUCAGAGAAACUUGUUGUUUUGGACUUGAGUAAUAAUGAUUUGUCUGGUCCUAUUCCUAGUAAAAUUGCAGAGACCACUGAGAAACUUGGCCUUGUUUUUCUUGACCUUUCUCACAAUCAAUUCUCUGGUGAAAUUCCAUUGAAAAUUACUGAGUUGAAAAGCCUGCAGGCUUUGUUCCUUUCUCACAAUCUUCUUUCUGGAGAAAUUCCUUCUAGAAUUGGAAACUUGACUUAUCUUCAAGUCAUUGAUCUCUCACACAACUCUUUGUCUGGUACCAUUCCAUUUAGUAUUGUUGGGUGCUUUCAGUUGUAUGCUUUAGUACUUAAUAACAACAAUCUUUCUGGUGUGAUUCAACCGGAGUUUGACGCGUUGGAUAUCUUGAGGAUACUAGAUAUAAGCAACAAUAGGUUUUCUGGUGCUAUUCCACUCACUUUGGCUGGUUGUAAAUCUUUGGAGAUUGUGGAUUUUAGUUCCAAUGAUCUUUCUGGAUCAUUGAACGAUGCGAUAACUAAAUGGACAAACCUCAGGUAUCUUUCUCUUGCUUGGAACAAAUUCGAUGGAAGCUUGCCUAGUUGGUUGUUCACAUUUCAAGCUAUAGAAACACUGGAUUUGUCGCAUAAUAAUUUUUCUGGCUUUAUACCUGAUAUUAAUUUGAAGGGUAGCUUAUUAUUUAACACAAGGAAUGUUACGGUUAAAGAGCCUUUGGUUGAAGCAACCAAUGUUCAACCAAGAGUUUCCGUAGUUGUUUCUGAUAGCAACCAACUCAGUUACGAUCUUUCAUCGAUGUUCGUAAUCGAUCUAUCCAAUAACUUGUUUCAUGGAGAGAUUCCAAGGGGCUUAUUUGGCCUCGCUGGCCUAGAAUAUCUGAAUUUGUCAUACAAUUUUCUCAAUGGACAGCUUCCCAGUUUGCAGAAAAUGCAGAGUUUGAGAGCUAUAGACUUGUCGCAUAAUUCUCUAUCGGGACAUAUCCCAGGAAACAUUUCCGGCCUUCAAGAUUUAACCAUCUUGAAUCUGUCUUACAACUGUUUCUCUGGAUAUGUUCCUCAGAAGCAAGGGUAUGGAAGAUUUCCUGGUGCAUUUGCUGGAAACCCGGAUUUAUGCUUGGAAUCUUCAAGUGGAAUAUGUGAUGGAAGGAUUCCAUCAAAUCAAGGCAGUUAUUUUAGGGAAGAUAAGAUGGAUGGACCUAUAUCUGUGGGGAUUUUCUUUAUCAGUGCCUUUGUUAGUUUUGAUUUUGGUGUUGUUGUUCUAUUCUGUUCUGCUCGAACAAGAAAAUACAUUCUCCAAACCAAAGCUUGAUUUAAUGUAUCUCACAAUGGCAAUAUUUCUGCUGUAAAUUCCAUUUUGUAAUUUGGCAGCUGCCUUCUUGUUUCAAGUGAACAUAGACAUCCGUGUCCUGGAAAUGACAAAACCAAAUGUCAAAUCACCAAAGGUCUAAACAACAUUUGUGAUUCUUGAUUUUGGAUAGCGUGUAAAUGUAAAGACUAAUCUGGUAUUAUUCAGCUGGAAAAGGAAUGGAUUGUUAUGGUGAAAAUUUUAUUUGAGUAAAGACAAGCCCUACAUCAUUCAGUUGGUUGUUCUCCUUUGGUGGAACUUGGUUGCUAAACUUUAGGAUGCAUUAUAACAUUCAUCCACAUACUAUACCAUGUUAUUUAUAAUCAAAAUGGAGGCUUAGCAUGAAACAUGCCUUUGUAUCUAGUCUAGUUAUGGUGAAAUUUUGAUCUUGGCAAUCAAUUUGCAGAUUUAUAAGCUUAUUUACAUUUAUGGUUCUAGAUUUACAUAGCUCUGUUUUGAUUAUGGGGAACCAAGAUUUCCCUUUAGUGUUGUUUUGCAUUUGACCGCAAAUUGAUGAAGUGUAGGGAACAAUGGUUAGUGCAGACAAUAAGACAAAAAUGCACUAGUCUGGCUCACAAAAAUAAAUUUCUUACUGUGAGUUUUUCUUCUUUUUUUUCA